Molecule: messenger RNA, 1017 nt
Organism: Sitophilus oryzae (rice weevil)
Lineage: Eukaryota; Metazoa; Arthropoda; Insecta; Coleoptera; Curculionidae
Exons: 6
Coding region: 249-923 (224 amino acids)
Source: RefSeq, a predicted model, not a curated record
GGUUUCUAAACUUAACCCAACUUUUUGACAGACCAAAAACAUUCCAAAAACUGGUAUAAAAGGGUAAUAUGUGGUAAUAUAAUUUAUAAAAAUAGGAAAAAACAUUAUAAAGUAAAUAUAUUUCUAACCCUACAGUAUCUACAGUUUACGUAACAAAUUCCCAGUGUUUAUUCUCUUCGAAAUUUAGAGUAAACAAAUCAUAUACCUAUUUCACAUAACUAUUUGUAAUUUUUCAACUUAAAAACAAAAUGAAACGUAAUUUUAACAACACUAUAUCAUCAGAAGACGAUAUAAUAAUAGAACAUACCCAACAUAUUAAUAAGAAAAUUUGUGAAGAAAAAACUUUAUCUGAACCUGUUGAACUAAUGGAUUGUUCUGAUAAACCAGGGACUUCUGCAGAUGAUACCACAUUUUUCAAGUCAUUACACACCGAAGGACAAGCAACUUUGGUUGAAAGAAAUCCCAAUCCAGCUGGUUAUAACUUGGUUAAUGCCAAUUAUGUUGGCAAGAAAAAUCUAGGUAUCCUCUCUGAACUAGAACAGUGUUUUGAAAAUGCAAUUGAGUUUACACAAGCCAAUGUUCGAAACCGAAUUGAUAUGAUUGGUCAGCAAAUGAAAUAUUUACAGAACAGUUUAUGCGAUGUUAUUCAUAAAGCUAAGCAGGAUAGCGAAUUACAUACUGCUGCAUGUAAUUUUGUGAAAAAACCAGGCAAUAUGUAUCACUUGUAUGAGAGACCUACUGGUCAAAAGUACUUUAGUAUGUUAUCACCAGCAGAGUGGAAUGGUAAUCCUCCGCAUUUGUUUUUGGGAAGUUGGUUUUUAGAAGCUGAUCAGAGCUGGACAUCAUCUGAAGUUAUGCAUUCAAGAUACCCUGGAAUAGCGUUUUUAAAAGAAAUGUACAUGGGAAAAAAGUCUAUACAGUAAAUGUGUGACUACUAAACUUUAACACAAAGAAAACUAAUAUGUAAUAAAAGAGACUUUAUUUUGUUAAUAUUGUAAAUAAACCUAAGAAUUAUUA